UACAAAAAAGUUGCUCUCCAAGAACUAGUUUUUGUGCCCGAUUGUUUCCCAGUUGUUUUCUGGGUCAAUAAUGUCUUCAACAGUGAAUCCUACAAAGAUGGCCUUAGAACGCCAAAAGAUUGGAUCUUUUAAACUUGUGGAGCGGCGAUUCGUCGAAAUGGAUCGACGCUGUGAUGGUCGCAAAGUCUCCAUAACCUGUUUCCAUCCAACAGAACCCGUCAUUGUUUGUGGUUUCAAUCAAGUAAUUUUGCUGAGUGCAGCUGACUGGUGUGUUUCUCUAUCUGAGUGGAAACAAAAGAAAAUCAAAUUUGAAUUCAACUCUCUGCUUCAAAUCGGAUCUCUUCGAUGGAAUAUGAAUGGUUCUCGAUUAGCCGCUGGUUGCAAUGAAGGUAGCGUCUAUGUCUGGGCGUAUCCAACUGCUGAAAUUGUUUAUAAAGUGCAGGAGCAUACUGACUGGAUUGAAACGCUAUUCUGGAGCCCAUUUAAAGAACAUUUGUUUGCCAGUUGUCAUAUUCUCCUUGAUAAUGUGAUGAUAUGGAAUUCAUUUUGCAGUGACACAAAACGUCCGUGUGGGAUACUUGGCGAAGUUGGUGUAGUCGAAUGGGUAUCAACAGAUAAAAUAGCUAUCGGAUUCUCAAAUGGGCUUAUCGAGAUUCGUCAGAUCAACGAGAGUGAGUCAACUCUAACUUCGAAAAUCAUCAAACAAUACCAACAAGAGUCGAGUUACUGGUCUCUGUAUGAACAACAAUACCCAAUUUUUGGCCUCUUGUUAUCAAAAUGGAUGGAUUAAGAUUUGGUCCAAGGAAAGCAUCGAACCCACUUACAGUUUGAAAACCGAUUCCGAGUGUUCGGCAAUCGCUUGGCGUCCAUCCGUCAAAACUCCUUCUGGCGUAAGGAUCACCGUCGCAAGAAAGGCGCUAGAAAACUUUACUUUGGCUUGUGGACUGAAAGACGGUUCGAUCCUUAUCUGGAAACCAUUGGAAAAGGACAAGGCCAAAAAGCAAAUAUCCCUUUCUAUUGCUGGAAUUUCGCAAUCUUACAAGUUUUCAAAUUUUCACCAGAUGGCCAAUUUUUGGCUGUGCUUUAUCAUGAUCCUGGAAUAUUUAAUAAGGAAUUUCGGGAAUGUGAUACCUUCAUCUUUUCCACAGAUAAUUGGAUCCCAAUAUUCAGAUGCCAUUGUCGAAGUAUACUCGGUGGACACAUGUCUUGGAUGCCCACGGACUUGUCUGAGGGUGCAGCUUAUAAAUUAGCGAUUUCUUCUUGUAAUAAUCAAAUCAACGUUAUCGAAGCUGUCGCUGUUAAACGGGAAGAGAUAAAAAAUCUUAAACAAUCAUAAUUAAUUAACUGUACUUGAAUUUAGAAUUGUCACAUGCAGUAACAUUGUUAUUAA
This is a messenger RNA of Daphnia pulicaria, 1390 nucleotides long. RefSeq lists its product as uncharacterized. The record is from RefSeq and is a predicted model, not a curated record. Bases 71 to 790 code for a protein of 239 amino acids. Gene Ontology annotation, biological process: regulation of transcription by RNA polymerase II. The transcript is spliced from 9 exons. Gene Ontology annotation, molecular function: protein binding; transcription corepressor activity. NCBI's taxonomy places the organism in Eukaryota, Metazoa, Arthropoda, Branchiopoda, Diplostraca, Daphniidae. Gene Ontology annotation, cellular component: histone deacetylase complex.